Funneliformis geosporum is the source of this 420-nucleotide messenger RNA. The record is from the annotation of a GenBank genome assembly. NCBI's taxonomy places the organism in Eukaryota, Fungi, Glomeromycota, Glomeromycetes, Glomerales, Glomeraceae.
AUGGGCAAAUUGGAAGAUGGUCCUAAACUUUUUCACUUGGUUAGUAAAGAAAUGCCGAGCUAUACACCUGAACAACUCUCUAAUUAUUGGAAUGAUUAUCUUGACCCUGAAUGUGAAAAUUUCUUAACCAUUGAUGAAAAACGAUUUAUUAUCAAUAUGGCUCCAUAUUAUAACAAAUCAGCCGCAAUUCGUGAUAAAGUAUGUUGGAAAGAAUUGCGUAAUGAUUUACGAAUGAAAUACGGCCAUCUUCACCCAAUCAAAAGGAUUAGAAAUGUCUGGUAUAAUAGGAAAAAACGUUAUUACAGAGCUGCAAGAACUGCAAAAAAGAUCGCAAAAACUGCAAGCGACACCUCCGAUCCUCCUUCUAUCAAUCAAAACGUUUCUUCACGAAUUUCUAUUGCAUCUCUUUUGAAUCCAUGA